Molecule: messenger RNA, 4993 nt
Organism: Hippopotamus amphibius kiboko
Lineage: Eukaryota; Metazoa; Chordata; Mammalia; Artiodactyla; Hippopotamidae
Gene: ASB11
Product: ankyrin repeat and SOCS box containing 11
Exons: 7
Coding region: 3664-4527 (287 amino acids)
Biological process (GO): protein ubiquitination; positive regulation of protein catabolic process; intracellular signal transduction
Molecular function (GO): protein binding
Source: RefSeq, a predicted model, not a curated record
ACUUGGUUUAAAAAACUAAAAGUAAUUUUAAUUUCAAGUUAAGCAUAAUCUGAAAAGCUAUUUUCCAAUUUAAUUUGUAAAUCGGGGCAGGGGCUUUCUAGACAUUCCGUCACGCAGUUUUGAUGUUCUCAUAGAUACGUCAUCAUCAUGGUUUAAAUUAGGUGAAGUCUGACAGUAUCAGCAAAGACGUGUUCAAAACUCAUUCUUUACCUCAAAUCUCUUUACUUGUUGAAGCUCCUAGGAUAAUAUUCAUUUAAUCUGCAAAUAGCAUGGUGUUAUAAAGUAAAAAAAAGUCAAAAAUGUGUCUUUCAAUGAUCACUAACAAGAAGCAGUGAGGCGAAUUGUGCCUGUUAAUUUCUCAGUUGAAUUGCCGUCCUGUAUACAUGUAUAUGUGUGUGAGGAUGGGGGUGUAUACGUCUACACAUUCAUGGAAACACCCACACACAUAUAUGAUAGAGAGUACAUCCAGGUUUGGUAAAUAAGGCUUUCUGUAAUAACGGGGGCAGUAAUAUGCCAGAAACAGUGAUUUUUACAUGACUCCAACGGCGUUUUUUUUUUCUUUUGACACUGUUAACAGUUAGAUACUAUGUAUAUAUUUAAAGCUAGACGUUUUAAAAAGCAAGAACAAAAUUUUGUCUAAGUGUUCAACUCAAACCAGAAAUUACCUUUGCUGCUUGCUGGUCAGACAGAUGUUUGUUGGGAAAAUAUGUGACAUUUAAUCAGUAAAUCAGCUAAUUGACUUACUAAAAAUCUCAGCCCAAGUUUACCUUUCUUGACUCCAGUAGCAUAUUCUGUUCCUGUAAACUAUUGUCAGAGCUGUCAAAAACAAGGGGAGAGUUUAGCCUGCCAUAGGUCCUGGCACUUUUCUUUUAGAAGCUGCACCUAGCAUCACAUCCCUCGUUAAAUAUCAUUUUUGGGGGGCUGUAAAAUUUUUUGAAGAGUUUUUUUUUUUUCAUAUUCUGGAGUACGUUUGAUACUUUCUUUGUGGUUUAAACUUACAUUUGUAAAUAACUCAUCAGAAUUGAGUUCAGCUAUUGUUGGUUGGCUGUUCUUAGUUUUUUCAGGCUUCUUUGUGUAAUUUGUCAAUAAUAUAUAUAUAUAUAUAUUUUAAGUUUGAAACAUUGUCAUUGGCCUUUGAUAUUCUUAUAUCUAGAGCACCAGAUGGAUCACCAGCCCCCACCAUAGAUAUUUCUGCAGGCACUUUCUCUCUCCCAAAAGACAUGGCAUAUGAUUUUUUGACCUUUGCUAAUUUGGCCAGAACAGUGACUUGGUCAUCAAACUUGAUAUAAAUAAAGCGUAGGUACAGGUUGAUGAUCUGUUAUUCACAACCCUUGGGCCAGACAUGUUUCAGGAUUCAGGACUCUGGAGGAUACUAGAAUGAUGCUGCCAAAGAAGCUUCUUUCCAACUUGGGGGAAAACUUGGUUUUCAGAAUUGGGGGAAUUUUACAAUUGUAGAUAAGAGGUUGUGGAAUUAUUGUACCUUUAAAAAAAAAAAAAAAUGAGGUCUAAGUGUUUUGCCUAAAAUCAGUUGUCCUUGUUUUUCUAAAUUCAAAGGUCUGACCUUGAUUUGAUGGCCACGCCUCUGCCUGACUCAUCUUCCUGACUCCUUUUUUCUAUCCUUCCCAUGUCAACAGUUUUUUUCUUGCCUUUUGUCCAUUCUUGUCCGGUCCUCCACCUUGCCUUGUUCAGUGUUGGUGCUUGUCUCCUCAAGCCUGGGCGCACCCUUCCCCUGAGUGGUUAUAUAUCACAGGUGCCUGCUGGCUUUCCCAAGUUGGGACACACAGUCCUCAGCAGGUGCUCUGCCACCUGACCUGUCAUCUUCAGCUCAGCUCUCCUGCUCCUAAUGGGUUCAAAGGAAGCUUCUUUCUGACACUACAAAGAGAUGUUCAUUGACUGCAGUUCAUCUCUUGGCCAGAGCUGAGUGUUCUAGAGAAUAUGCAUUUUAAUUCAAUUGUAUUAUAAUAUUUUUGAUGUCUCAGGAAAUUUCUUAUACUACGUUUUUUCCAGUUACCUUUGUUUUACUUAAAAUAUUGUUAGGCUCUUGCCUAUAUUUUGGUUCAAAUUCAAAAUUCCUUCUGAAUUUUCUAUUUUUUUGAUAAAUGCUACAGGAGAAGAUAUUCCUUCCUUUGAUUCUGGAACUUAAAUAGGGAGAAUAAAGCUUGUCUCAUGGGCACUAGAGAUGAUAACCAGUCAGGCAAGCUUUAAAAAAAAUAAUAAACCAAUCUUCUCAAAUACUUGUUAGAAUUAAGGGUAAAACUUGCAAAAAAAUUAAAAAUAAUAAUUGAUUUUUAUCUUGAAAUCUUGGACCUUGGACAACCGUAUUCCAUCUGAACCCAUUUUAUUAUUGAAAUCUAUGGUUUUAGACGUUGUCAUGAAAUUGUUAUUCAGAGAGCCAGAGAACUAGAGAUAUAAAUCACAUUCUGAGAAAAAGUCAAAGGGGGAAUGAAAAAAGUCCUUGAACGUUUUCCAUACACCUCAUCAGGAACAAGUAAACAUAUUUGUAGAGUAAACUAUCUUCAAAAUGUGCCUGCAGCCCUGUGACACAGGCAGCCUGCCAAAGAACUAAAAAUAGACUGCCUUAGAAGCAAAGGAUUGAUUCCUACUUCAGCAUUCAUUUAUUUGGAGAGCUUAGAUGCAUAUUUCCUGAAAGGAAUGGAAAAACUCCCUAGCUGCCAAAUAACUUUUAUCCCCAAUUUCUCACAAUUAGCUCCUAUUUGCAAAACAAGAAUGAUAAGAGCAAGAGACUGUGUUGGGAAUCGGAAUAGAAACACAGCAGAGGCCACCGUGGCAGAGUUUCUGGAAAAGGGUUUUGUGUGAAAACCCUUCCAGGUCCUUUGAAGCAAGUGCUGGGAAACAGAGUGACUGGAAAGGUGAUUUCCUUGAGAGUGGCUUUGUGUCCAGUUGGGAAACUGAGCUGACUUCCACAUUUAAGGCGAUCCAAUUCAUUCAUUUCAUGGUAUUUACAGAGAUAGGGGGAUAGAGUCAAGCACCCCCCACGAGUCAGUCUACAGGAGGAUGGGCAGCAUGGAAAAACCAGUCGUUCUUAAAACCAGAACGGGGAGCAUUCUCAAAGUGGCUCCUCAAAUAGGGAGAAAGAACUGGAAAGCAGUGGCAGAAGCCCAAGACCACCCACCCUUCCCUCUUCCUCGGUGGAUCGGAAGAUGGCCUGCAGGCUUGCCUUGGCUUCGGAAGGCUGGGGUGGGAGUUGGGGGCAUCAGAGGAUGCUGCAUUGAUAGGGGACUAGGAGAGGUGGCCAAGUGCCAGCACAUAGGACAGGGGACUGGGAGUGAGACCUGCAGUCAAGGCCGAGUGGACAAGACUGGCCUCCUCCAGGCCGCUGGGGAGCCAGCUCUCCACCCCUCUCGCUUCUCCCCACCCCCCACAGCACCAGAGGAGCUGGCACCUCAAGAAGGAAGUGGGGACCUGUGCGAGAACACGCUGCCCUUCCUCGGGCAGAGAGAGGGCCACCCCCUGCCCUGAGAGUGGGCAGAGGAGCGGAGGUGACAGUUUUAAAGUGGACUGACCAGUAGACUGGUGGUUUUGAAACCUUCCUUGAAGUAAGCUUUAAACACAGAUAAGUGCACAAACCCCAAAGCGGACAGCUGGGUGAGUUUUCACCAUCGAGUACCAGCUCCCAAGAGCAAGAGACUGGCGGUUAUCUGCAUGGCCCUCACCCCGCCCACCUCCAGUCAGUCCCUGCCCCUCCUCAUGGUACUUUUGACUCCUGACACCCGAGAUUGCUGGGCCGAUCGUUCUCCACUUCAUGAAGCGGCAGCUCAGGGGCGCCUACUGGCCCUGAAAACUUUAAUUGCACAAGGCGUCAAUGUGAACCUGGUAACAAUUAACCGGGUCUCUUCUCUCCAUGAGGCGUGCCUUGGAGGCCACGUGGCCUGUGCUAAGGCCCUAUUGGAGAACGGAGCCCACGUCAAUGGGGUGACAGUUCAUGGGGCCACACCCCUCUUCAAUGCUUGCUGCAGUGGCAGUGCUGCGUGUGUCAACGUGCUGCUGGAGUUUGGAGCCAAGGCCCAGCUUGAGGUGCACCUGGCUUCACCCAUCCAUGAGGCAGUGAAGAGAGGUAAUAGAGAGUGCAUGGAGAUUCUUCUGGCAAAUAAUGUUAACAUUGACCAAGAAGUGCCUCACCUCGGAACUCCCCUGUAUGUGGCUUGCACCUACCAGCGGCUAGACUGUGUGAAGAAGCUUCUAGAAUUAGGAGCCAAUGUUGACCACGGCCAGUGGCUGGACACGCCCCUCCAUGCCGCCGCGAAGCAGAACAGUGUGGAAAUCAUCCACCUGCUGAUAGACUAUGGGGCUAACCUCAAGUGCAAAAACGCUCAGGGCAAAAGUGCACUUGAUCUGGCAGCUCCAAAAAGCAGCGUGGAGCAGGCGCUCCUGCUCCGGGAAGGCCCGCCUGCUCUUUCCCAGCUGUGCCGCCUGUGUGUCCGGAAGUGCUUGGGUCGCACCUGUCAUCAGACCAUCCACAAACUAUACCUGCCAGAGCCACUGGAAAAAUUCCUCCUAUACCAGUAGUCCCAACCCUCCAUAGGAAGAUACUGGGAAAUAAACAGGUUGUUGCCUACUGUACCCAGGAUACCUAGUGUAGACAUUCAGCAGCUAGACUCCUAGUAUCUUCAAGUGAGCUCAGCUAGUCAGAGCACUUCCCUCAUGAGCUGGGGCAUGUGGGAAUGGAAACUCCUGGUUAGCUUCCUGUUCUCUUUCACCAAGGGGCAAUCAGAAAUCUUUUUGUUUUUAGCUCUUGUUGUUAAGAAACUUUAAAAAAUUGUGAAGUAGAGUGAAAAUAGUAGGCUGUUUUUCAAGAUUCAUGGUCUUCGAUUAUCUAAGGGUCAGCAUUCAGAAUAGUGUGUAGACACAUGUGAAUCCGGGUGGAUAAGAUUAGGAUGAAUAUAUAUAUUCCAAGGUGGGUUCCUGAUUUAGUUCUUCCCUCCUUCCCCCUUUCUUUCCUUCCUUCCAUGAAUAAAUCUCUGCUAAAAUUUUA